AACGAAAUACCCCACACAACUUGCAACAACCGAAAGACUGCGGUAGGAACUGUGACCAAUUUCAGAUGUAAUGAGCACUUCUCACGGGUAUCAGGAGACACUAGGAGAGUAUGCACGGAGGGAUCAGUUUGGUCAGGAUCGGAUCUAGUUUGCAAAUACAGCGACUGUCCACCCCUUCAACCAAUAAACGCCAAUCAGAACUCGACGGAGGUGUAUCAGGGAAUUGUGGUCAAGCUAGACUGUGGGAAAGGAUUCAGGAGAAUCGCUGGUGACACUCUUCUGGUCUGUGAAGCCAAUCAAACAUGGUCUGGAAAGGCUCUUAUUUGUCAGGGAAAAAUAUCUGAUCGGAUCAGUUUCUUUGACCAACAGAGGCGACUGCUGUGGGAAUCGCCUUGCCAACUUCACAAUUGCGGUAAUCAAUCAAAGACCAAUCGAAGGGUAUCAGUACCGACCCCAGCCAUCGACUGUCUGCUGGUACUCCAAGGACCAACAGGAACAAGGUCUUACAAAGAAUUACAAGUGUCAUUCGCCUUUGGUAGGCCGAUAUGUUGUCGUAUCCAUACACUACAGUGGCAUCAUGAUAUUAACGUUAUGUGAAGUACAGGUAUUCAAAAAGAAGGGUCUAGCAUGGUUGAAGCCGGCAUCCCAGAGCUCUACCUUUCGGAGUUAUACUGCCUCUCGAGCAACAGACGGCAAUUCCAACCCCAAUGCCGUGGCAGACACCUGUAGCUGUACGAAGGUGCAGGACAACCCCUGGUGGGCGGUCGACCUCAAGCUAUCUACAAAGAUAAAUGAAGUCUUUAUCAGUUAUCCAACUGAUCGCCUAUUAGAAAACAAGAUGUUCAACUUCACCAUCUCUGUGACGAACAAGAUGCCUGGCCCUUCUUUCGUCCCGACCUUGACUGAGGUUUGCCUUUUCCAAGCGGAUCGCAUGAACCCGGGAGAACUGAAGCAGUUGAAGUGUCAGAAAACGAUGACUGGUCGCUAUGUUGUUGUUUCAAUGAAGGGAAGGAGUAUGUUGUCACUAUGUGACGUCACUGUGCUUGGUUAGAGUAACAGGCAACUCGGCACGAGAUAUCCAACAUGCUGAUAAAAAAACAUUUACCGGAAUAUUCCCAAUACCUUCGCUGCAAAACCGUAAUAUUUUCCUUCAUUGGACUUAUGAUACUUUUCGCUGAAUGUUGGACUUAUGGGAUGUCGGAUUUAUGGUACUUCGGACUUAGGAUAUAUACCUUUCUGUUGGUCUUUUCUGCCGUAUCAUGUAGCCUUGCGCAAAUAGUGCAAUCAAAUUGCUUUAAAAAGGCAUGAUAUUGCUCAAAUUUGUGAAUUCUUGAAAUCGGCCAAUUCAAGUAAUGAGAGUAGGACCGCUCCAUCACACUACCGGGUACUAUCACGGCGCUACCCUCUGCCUAUCUGUCCUGUAAAAAAUGGUAAUCGUGGCUUAGGGUGUCCCCAUUUUAUGAGAGGUACGUACGGUAUUUGAAGUGCAAUAAUGAUUGACCUACAUGAUAUCUACCUCUAAGAACCAGCCUAAUGGUGAUCGGAUGUAGAUUCUAUCACUAGUCCGAAUGUAACCAAGAGAGUGGUACAAAACCAUAUGCCUCGCAUCAACAAACCGAAGUGUCGAGUAUGAUCGAGAGCUGAUGUACCUUGGACCACAGAUGGGAAGGCUAGUGAAUAAACGACUCAACGAUCGCGAUUGAAGGUCAUUGUUCCCUGGCAAUACACAUUUUUUCUCCAGGGGACGAAUUUUCCUGUCGCACCAUUAACAUCGGUUAUGUAACAUACCUCGAUUUUGACGUCGUCCCUCUUCCAAGCUGGUCGGAGUUUCGCUAGCACCUUCAGUAUAACCCUUCUCGGUUAUUUUCCUCAUCCACCUUCAUGACGAGAUCGAGAAUUCGAGCAGCCAUGGUUCCCACUAUGGUCUCAGGCCUAUUACGAGCCAAGGAAAAGCCUGACCGUAGGUAGCUUGGCCAGAUAAGUCAUCAGAUAUUGCAUUACAGUCAGUUGCAACCAUGCUGUGGCCACUUUAGAUCAUCUAAUCUCUUGGUCUAGUUGUGACCUGAACGACUGGUUGUAAAUAUAUGUAAAACGAGAUGUCGCAAAUGCCCUUCUCUUCCUCUGGACAAGCACUGUCAGCAUAUCAGCAGUAGCCUCCUUUUUAUUUUCCCUCCAGAAUCAUCAAGGUCAAGGGGAUUUUAUUCUUGGGUAGCCGAGCAGAUGCAUUGCUCCAAUUAAAAUAGAGAGUUAGAUGUUAGUCUGUCUGUGCACUGUUUAGAUACUUGACCAACUUGGCCACAUCUGCCUUCAAUACUUGGUGACCUAGAACUUUAAACAGUGUGUAGUCUGUGUCCGCCUUAAAGUUUGUAGAGUGGGCCUGGCAUGCCUGGCAUUGAUCUUCAAGACAGUGAAAGUGCGUACUUUGGGUCGAAAAUUUGUUCUGUAUUAAAACGUUUUUCAGAUAGAUC
Molecule: messenger RNA, 2468 nt
Organism: Lineus longissimus
Lineage: Eukaryota; Metazoa; Nemertea; Pilidiophora; Heteronemertea; Lineidae
Product: fucolectin-6-like
Exons: 7
Coding region: 578-1051 (157 amino acids)
Source: RefSeq, a predicted model, not a curated record